AUGUGGGCUGCUGGUAGAGUUUACGACUGUUAUGGGCUUCUUUGGGCGCCGACGUUGAUGGGAAAUGGAGGUUGGAUGGUGGCAUUGAGGGUGGUUGAAGAUGGAGCGGUGGCGGUGAAGGUGGUUGGACGGUGGUUGGGCUCCACUAAUGAAAAUAGUAACGACAUCAGUGCUCCUGAAAAUGCUCUUCACAUUCUCAGGGACUGUGUUCAAGCUAAAGAGGUUUGGGAUUUGAUUCACAUGCCUAUCUCUUUUUACUCUCAAGAUCUUAAAACCUGGCUAUCCACAAACCUUACCCUUAACCCUCCUGUUGUUUCCCAUCCCCAACUUCCUUGGCAGAAUCAUUUUUCUUUCAUUCUCUGGAAAAUUUGGCUUAAGAGAAAUAACCUCAUUUUUAACCAACUCAAUCAACCCCCAGAAUCCUCCCUUAGAGAGUCUCAAGCUUUAGAUUGGGAAUUUGAAACCUCUCUGAAGAUUUCUUCGGGUUUGAUCUCCUCUCCCAUCUCUUCUGUCUGUUCGUGCCUUCCUACUGCCCCUUCUCUUAAAAUGAAUUGUGAUGCAUCUUUCAAUUCUGAUAACUCUUGGGCUGGGAUUGCUGGGGUGGUAAGAGAUUAUGCAGCAAGGAAUUGGAUAUUGGGUUUCUAUCAGAAAUGUAGAGUCAAAACUGCUUGUCUGAGGGAGUUGGCUGCCAUUGCAGCUGGCUUAGAGCUGAUCAGAGAAAAGGGCUGGGACAGAGUGGGUGUUUACUCACACUCGAAGCAAGUUGUUGAUCUCAUCUCAAAGGAAACGACUAUAAAGGAUAUAAACUCUAAUAUUCUGAAAUGGUGUAGGGUCCAGCUUGAGGAUAUGCAGCAUGUCAAAGUUCACUAUGAAGGCAGGAAUGCAAACAGGGCAGCUAACUUAUUAGCUAAAUAUUAUAGGACUUCUCCGAAUCAAGAUGUAACUCUUGUAAUUUUGUAUGAUCCACCUGAAUUUAUUCGAGAUGUAAUUUUGCAGGAUAAGCCUCCCUAA
Molecule: messenger RNA, 1011 nt
Organism: Chenopodium quinoa (quinoa)
Lineage: Eukaryota; Viridiplantae; Streptophyta; Magnoliopsida; Caryophyllales; Amaranthaceae
Exons: 3
Coding region: 1-1011 (336 amino acids)
Molecular function (GO): nucleic acid binding; RNA-DNA hybrid ribonuclease activity
Source: RefSeq, a predicted model, not a curated record